AUGAACAAGGUCAAACUCCUGAGAGACAAUGGCGUCAUUCCCGUGCUCGUCUUCGACGGCGGAAAGCUUCCCUCGAAAUCCCAGCAAGAAUCCAAACGAGACAAAUCAAGGAGGGAGAACCUUGAACGAGCGGAGCAGCUGUUGCUGAAGGGCAAGCGUAGUGAAGCAAGGGAGUGCUUUCAGAAGGCUGUUGACAUCACACCUGCCAUCGCUCACCAGCUAAUCAGGGUGCUGAGGCAGGAGCACGUGGAGUACGUGGUGGCACCCUACGAAGCCGAUGCACAGAUGGCGUAUCUCUGCACCAGCGGCCUCGUGCACGCAGUAAUUACAGAGGACUCCGAUCUCAUCGCCUACUCCUGCCCGCGGGUCCUCUUCAAAAUGGACCACAUGGGGCACGGCGACGAGAUCGUAUACGCCAACAUAGGCCAAUCACAGGAGCUCGCUCUGGCGGAUUUCAUCCCGCAGAUGGUCCUCGAGAUGUGCAUCCUCAGCGGCUGCGACUACCUCGACAGCCUUCCCAAAGUUGGCCUCAAAACAGCCCACGACUGGAUCCGAAGGCACAGGAACUAUCAGUCAGCGCUGGCUGUAGCGAAGCUGAAUGGGCGGGUGGUGCCGGAGGAGUAUGAGGGCGCGUUUGAGCAGGCGCUGCUGACGUUCCUGCACCACCGCGUGUACCAUCUGGCGGAUGAGCUCAUGACUCAUGUCAACCCGCUGCCUCCCACGCUUGGACCGGACACGGAUCUGUCGUUUCUUGGACCAUAUCCUACUCAGCGUGCUUCGUGCCUGUCCUCACUUACUCCCAUUCUUGCCCUGUUUUGCCCCUAA
Molecule: messenger RNA, 825 nt
Organism: Closterium sp. Naga37s-1
Lineage: Eukaryota; Viridiplantae; Streptophyta; Zygnematophyceae; Desmidiales; Closteriaceae
Source: the annotation of a GenBank genome assembly